Messenger RNA from Polyodon spathula (Mississippi paddlefish), 4410 nucleotides. Its product is annotated as probable phospholipid-transporting ATPase IM. The record is from RefSeq and is a predicted model, not a curated record. Lineage: Eukaryota; Metazoa; Chordata; Actinopteri; Acipenseriformes; Polyodontidae. The transcript is spliced from 29 exons. Gene Ontology annotation, biological process: Golgi organization; phospholipid translocation. Gene Ontology annotation, cellular component: plasma membrane. The coding region runs from base 401 to 3991 and encodes 1196 amino acids. Gene Ontology annotation, molecular function: magnesium ion binding; ATP hydrolysis activity; ATP binding.
CGAUGUCGAAAUAAAGGUUUUAUGGGAAGAAAAUCGACAAAAAAAUGUAUUUCACUUCUAAACCAACGAUACCAGAUGCUUUCUCUUUUGAAAUCCACUGUAGAUGAACCGGUUGCUUUAAGAAAACAGCAAAUUACGACAGAGUGGAUGUGGCUUCGGGUAGAGAGGGAGAAACCUUACUUGAUGAAUUGGAUUGUGUUGAUAUCUGUGCUCCUUGCUACUCCACCUGAUUACACGCUGUAGAAUGGAGUUUCAAUAAGGACAGCUUUUCAAGAUGAACUGGAAACAACAGCAUAAUAAAAACUAAUUGGAAGCGUGAGACAACUGGCAUGACAUCAUUCCAAAGUGAUAUUAAUCACUCAGGCCAACCUUCGGGUCUAAUCAGAGGAAACCUGAUGCUAUGUUGCUUUGUGACAAGAAUACCUUCAUUGAGGAGGAGCGGCAUGUGAAAGCCAAUGACCGGGACUACAAUGGAAGGUUUCCAUAUGCAGACAAUCGCAUCAAAACCUCAAAAUACCACAUUGUUACAUUCCUGCCUAUUAAUUUGUUUGAGCAGUUCCAACGUGUUGCCAAUGCCUACUUCCUGUUUCUCCUUAUAUUGCAGCUAAUUCCUCAAAUCUCUUCUCUCUCCUGGUUUACUACCAUUGUGCCUUUGGUUCUUGUGUUGACGAUUACUGCUGUGAAAGAUGCUAUGGAUGACUUUUUUCGCCACAAAAGUGAUAACCAUGUUAACAACCGGCAAUCUCAGGUACUCAUCGAUGGCAAGUUACAUACUGAAAAAUGGAUGAAUGUGCGUGUCGGAGAUAUCAUCAAGCUGGAAAACAAUCAGUUUGUAGCUGCUGACUUGCUGCUCUUGUCUAGCAGUGAACCUUAUGGACUCUGCUACAUUGAAACAGCAGAGCUAGAUGGAGAGACUAACUUAAAAGUGCGUCAGGCAUUAACAGUAACUUCCGAACUUGGUGGAGAUAUUAGCAAAAUGGCAGCAUUUGAUGGGGAGGUUGUAUGUGAGCCUCCAAACAACAGAUUGGACAGAUUCACUGGGACUCUGCUCUGGAAAGAUGAGAAGCACAGCCUUGCCAAUGACAAGAUGCUGCUUCGUGGCUGCGUGCUUCGAAAUACGGAAUGGUGCUUUGGAAUGGUCAUUUUUGCAGGACCUCAGACAAAGCUAAUGCAAAAUAGUGGGAAGACCACAUUCAAAAGAACCAGCAUAGACAAAUUGAUGAACACCUUGGUUUUAUGGAUUUUUGGGUUUCUUACAUGCAUGGGGAUUAUCCUAGCAAUAGGAAACUCAAUCUGGGAGUACAGAGUCGGGCAUGAUUUCAGGAUUUACCUGGCUUGGAAUGAAGUGCUGGACCAUGCUGUGUUCUCCGGAUUUCUUACCUUCUGGUCCUAUGUUAUCAUUCUCAAUACAGUCGUACCCAUCUCCCUAUAUGUCAGUGUGGAGGUGAUUCGCCUGGGACACAGCUACUUCAUAAACUGGGACCGGAGAAUGUACUGCAGUCAGAGAGACACUCCAGCAGAGGCUCGCACUACCACACUGAACGAAGAGCUCGGACAGAUAGAGUAUAUAUUCUCUGACAAGACUGGCACACUCACACAGAAUAUCAUGGCUUUUAACAAAUGUUCUAUCAAUGGGAAAAUCUAUGGUGAUAUAUAUGAUGAGCAUGGAUGUAAAAUAGAAGUUACAGAGAGAACUCCAUCAGUGGAUUUUUCCUUUAACCAUCUAUCUGAUAAGAAGUUUAAGUUUUACGAUCACAGCCUGGUUGAAGCAGUCAAACUGGGGGACUCCUCGGUGCACGAGUUCUUUCGACUGCUCUCCCUCUGCCACACCAUCAUGGCGGAGGAGAAAAACGAAGGGGAACUCGUGUACCAAGCACAGUCACCUGAUGAAGGAGCUUUGGUUACUGCUGCUAGAAAUUUUGGUUUCGUAUUUAGGUCCCGAACACCGGAGACCAUAACAGUUUGUGAAAUGGGAAAGCUGGUGACCUAUCAGCUGCUCGCCAUUUUGGAUUUUAAUAAUUACAGAAAAAGAAUGAGUGUAAUUGUAAGGAAUCCAAAAGGACAGAUAAAGUUGUACUCAAAGGGAGCUGACACCAUUUUGUUUGACAUGCUUCACCCAUCUGACGAGGAUCUCAUGUACACUACCUCAGACCACCUAAGUGAGUUUGCUGGAGAAGGGCUAAGAACAUUGGCGCUGGCGUACAAAGAUCUAGAAGAAGAGUACUUUGAAGAGUGGUUUAAAAGGCAUCACUUUGCCAGCACUACCCUAGAUAACAGAGAAGACAGCCUAGCUGCUUUAUAUGAAGAGAUUGAACAGGAUAUGAAGUUGCUAGGUGCAACAGCUAUAGAAGACAAAUUGCAGGAAGGAGUUGCUGAGACUAUAGCUUGUUUGACUCUUGCCAACAUUAAAGUUUGGGUCCUUACAGGUGACAAACAAGAGACGGCCAUGAAUAUUGGCUACUCAUGUAACAUGCUGAGAGAUGACAUGAAUGAGGUUUUCACAAUAUCGGGUAAUACAGUGCUGGAGGUGCAGCAGCAGCUCAGGAACGCUAAGGAGCGUGUGUUGGGUUCAUACAGGGACGUGGGAAAUGGCCACACAAACUCUAAGAAGCUGGAGAUGUCUAAGAACGACUCAGUGGUUGAGGAAACCUUCACUGGGGAGUAUGCUUUGAUCAUUAAUGGGCACAGUUUGGCCCAUGCUCUUGAGGCCGACCUGGAGCAGGUGUUCCUGGAUAUCGCCUGCAUGUGCAAAACUGUCAUCUGUUGCCGAGUGACUCCACUACAGAAAGCCCAAGUGGUGGAGCUUGUGAAGAAAUGCAAGAACGCUGUCACUUUGGCAAUAGGGGAUGGAGCUAAUGAUGUCAGCAUGAUUAAAACUGCUCAUAUCGGAGUGGGGAUCAGCGGUCAGGAAGGCAUGCAGGCAGUGCUGUCCAGUGACUUCUCCUUCGCUCAGUUCCGAUUCCUUCAGAGGCUCCUCCUGGUCCACGGCAGGUGGUCCUACUUCAGAAUGUGCAAUUUCCUCUGCUAUUUCUUCUACAAAAACUUCGCUUUCACGCUGGUGCAUUUUUGGUUUGGUUUCUUCUGUGGUUUUUCAGCACAGACAGUGUAUGAUCAGUGGUUUAUAACCUUGUUCAAUAUAGUUUACACCUCCCUUCCUGUUCUUGCAAUGGGCCUGUUUGACCAGGAUGUUAAUGAACAAAGUAGCUUGGAACAUCCCAGACUGUACGAACCAGGGCAGUUGAAUGUCCUGUUCAAUAAACACAAGUUCUUCAUCUGUACAGCACAAGGGGUCUACACUUCCAUUGUCCUGUUCUUCAUACCAUACGGUGUCUUUCUGGAUACCGUGAGAGAUGACGGGUCACAUAUCGCAGACCACCAGUCCUUCGCUGUUACUAUAGCAACAUCAUUAGUGAUUGUUGUCAGCGUGCAGAUUGGGCUGGACACCAGCUACUGGACAGCGGUUAAUCAUUUUUAUAUAUGGGGCAGUGUGGCUAUUUACUUCUCAAUAUUAUUUGCCAUGUACAGUAAUGGCAUAUUUGAUCUAUUCCCAAACCAGUUUCCCUUUAUUGGAACCGCUCGUAAUGCCCUGUCACAGAAGAGUGUCUGGCUGGUCAUCCUUCUCACCACAGUUGUAUGUGUCAUGCCAGUGGUGGCUCUGCGGUUCCUGAGGGUAGAUUUAUAUCCACGCUUGACUGAAAAGGUCCGCUACAUGCAGCAGGCUAGCAAAAAACAGCGCCCCCUGGAGCACAAACUGAAGCGCGUGCGCAGGACCAGCUCCAGGCGCUCGGCCUAUGCAUUCGCACACCAGGAGGGCUACGGAGAACUCAUUACCUCAGGAAAGAACAUGAAAGUCACCAACCCCUUCUCGUCAUUGCCAGCUGUGAGGAUACAGGGCAGCACCAGCUGGAUUGAGAAUCUUCUCAAGAAAAGAGCAGACGCCCCAAACAGCGCAAGCACUGACAGGGCACCGAAACAACAGCAUCAGCAAUAGCUCCUUUUGAGGCCUUGUCCAUUAGGAGUUCAAAAAGACUUAAAAUCGGUCUUGUUUGAGUGCAAGGGCUGGGACUGAGUCAGAGCUAGUUAGGAUUGCAGGCUGGCAGAAACUGUGCUUUCCAAAUUUCUCUGAUGGAAGAAGUGACCUGAAGCUGGGCAUCAAACCAUAUUUAUUUCUACAUAACUUCAAUCUCUGAACUGGUUUAAUAUCCGGUGGCAGAUGGAAACCAGUGCCAAUCCUUAUUUGAUACUGGAAUGAGGUCUACUUUAACAGCCCACGGGUAGAAAUGUAGCAAUAGGUUAUUUUAGACUUGGCCAUAUUGUUGCACUGUGUUAAUAUAUCAGGUGAAGGAAGAAGACCUAUUUAUGCCAUGACAGCAAAAAUAAAUAAAAAUGAUUAAAAAAAAAAAAAAAAAA